UCUACCUAAUGAAGUGAUCGCCAUGGAUCCUGCGAACCAGAAGGGUGGCGGCCGGAAGAAGACCGUGUCCUUCAGCAGCAUGCCGUCGGAGAAGAAGGUCAGCAGCGCCAGCGACUGUAUCAGCUUCAUGCAGGCCGGCUGCGAGCUCAAGAAGGUGCGGCCCAACUCGCGCAUCUACAACCGCUUCUUCACCCUGGACACCGACCUCCUCGCUCUCCGCUGGGAGCCGUCCAAGAAGGACCUGGAGAAAGCCAAGCUCGACAUUUCGGCCGUCAAAGAGAUCAGGCUGGGCAAGAACACGGAAACAUUCAGGAACAAUGGCCUCGCCGACCAGAUCUGCGAGGACUGUGCCUUUUCCAUUCUCCAUGGGGAAAACUAUGAGUCUCUGGACCUGGUGGCUCACUCGGCAGACGUGGCAAACAUCUGGGUGUCGGGGUUACGGUACCUGGUUUCUCGAAGCAAGCAGCCCCUCGAUUUCAUGGAGGGCAACCAGAACACGCCCAGGUUCAUGUGGCUGAAAACGGUGUUUGUGGCAGCAGACGUGGAUGGGAAUGGGAUCAUGUUGGAAGACACCGCGGUGGAGUUGAUAAAACAACUCAACCCCACCCUGAAGGAAUCCAAGAUCAGGUUAAAGUUCAAGGAAAUCCAGAAGAGCAAGGAGAAGCUCACCACCCGCGUGACGGAGGAGGAGUUUUGCGAGGCUUUCUGUGAACUCUGCACCAGGCCGGAAGUGUAUUUCUUGCUUGUACAGAUCUCGAAAAACAAGGAGUACCUGGACGCCAAUGACCUGAUGCUCUUUUUAGAAGCCGAGCAAGGGGUCACCCAGAUCACUGAGGAUAUGUGCUUGGACAUCAUUCGGAGAUACGAGCUUUCUGAAGAGGGACGGCAGAAAGGAUUCCUUGCCAUCGAUGGCUUUACCCAGUAUUUGUUGUCACCGGAAUGUGACCUUUUUGAUCCGGAGCAAAAAAAGGUUGCCCAGGAUAUGACCCAGCCGUUUUCUCACUACUACAUCAGCGCCUCGCACAACACCUAUCUCAUCGAGGACCAGUUCAGGGGGCCGGCUGACAUUAAUGGGUACGUUCGAGCUUUGAAGAUGGGCUGUCGAAGCAUUGAGCUCGAUGUGAGUGAUGGUUCAGACGGUGAACCAGUCCUCUGUAACCGAAAUAACAUGAGCACACACCUGUCCUUCCGAAGUGUCGUAGAGGUGAUCAACAAAUUUGCCUUUGUGGCUUCAGAGUACCCACUCAUUCUGUGCUUGGGGAACCACUGCUCGCUCCCCCAGCAGAAGGUGAUGGCCCAGCAGAUGAAAAAGGUCUUUGGCACUAAACUCUAUACCGAAGCACCUUCACCGUCAGAAGCCUACCUCCCAUCACCCGAAAAAUUAAAAAGGAUGAUCAUCGUGAAAGGAAAGAAACUGCCUUCUGACUCCGAUGCUUCAGAAGGAGAGGUAACAGAUGAAGAUGAAGAAGCCGAAAUAUCUCGAAGGAUGUCCGUAGAUUACAAUGGUGAGCAGAAACACAUCUGGCUGUGCAGGGAGCUCUCUGACUUGGUAUCGAUUUGUCAAUCUGUUCAGUACAGGGAUUUCGAGCUGUCUAUGAGAAGCCAAAACUACUGGGAGAUUUGCUCGUUUAGCGAAUCAGAGGCCAGCCGAAUUGCAAAUGAAUACCCAGAGGAUUUUGUAAAUUACAAUAAGAAGUUCUUAUCCAGAAUCUAUCCAAGUGCCAUGAGGAUUGACUCCAGUAACUUGAACCCGCAGGACUUCUGGAAUUGUGGCUGCCAGAUUGUGGCGAUGAAUUUUCAGACGCCGGGUCCAAUGAUGGACCUCCACACGGGCUGGUUCCUUCAGAACGGAGGCUGCGGCUACGUGCUGAGGCCGUCCAUCAUGCGGGAUGAAGUGUCUUACUUCAGCGCGAACACGAAGGGCGUUGUCCCGGGGGUGUCUCCUCUCGCUCUUCACAUCAAGAUCAUCAGCGGCCAGAAUUUCCCCAAGCCCAAGGGAGCGUGUGCCAAAGGGGAUGUCCUAGAUCCCUAUGUGUGUAUAGAGAUACACGGCAUUCCAGCGGACUGCUCGGAGCAAAGAACGAAAACUGUGCAGCAAAACAGUGACAAUCCCAUUUUUGAUGAAACGUUUGAGUUUCAGGUGAACCUCCCCGAGCUGGCCAUGAUCCGUUUCGUGGUUCUGGAUGACGACUACAUUGGGGAUGAGUUCAUCGGGCAGUACACCAUUCCCUUCGAGUGUCUGCAGCCCGGCUACCGGCACGUCCCCCUGCGCUCCUUCGUGGGGGACAUCAUGGAGCACGUGACCCUCUUUGUCCACAUAGCAAUAACGAACCGCAGCGGCGGGGGCAAGGCGCAGAAGCGCAGCCUCUCCGUGAGGAUGGGGAAGAAAGUUCGAGAGUACACCAUGCUCAGGAACGUCGGUCUCAAACCCAUAGAUGACAUCUUUAAAAUAGCAGUGCAUCCCUUACGAGAAUCCAUAGAUAUGAGAGAAAACAUGCAGAACGCCAUCGUGUCUGUGAAGGAGCUGUGUGGCCUUCCUCCCAUUGCCAGUCUGAAGCAGUGCCUGUUGACUCUGUCCUCGCGGCUCAUUGCCAGUGACAACACUCCCUCCGUCUCCCUUGUGAUGAAGGACAGCUUUCCUUAUCUGGAGCCGCUGGGGGCGAUUCCAGACGUGCAGAAAAAGAUGCUGGCUGCUUAUGAUCUGAUGAUUCAGGAGAGCCGGUUUCUCAUAGAAAUGGCUGACACAGUCCAGGAAAAGAUUGUGCAGUGCCAGAAAGCAGGGAUGGAGUUCCAUGAGGAACUUCAUAAUUUGGGGGCCAAAGAAGGCUUGAAAGGAAGAAAACUCAACAAGGCCACUGAGAGCUUCGCGUGGAACAUUACGGUACUGAAGGGCCAAGGAGACCUGCUGAAGAGCGCGAAGAACGAAGCUCUGGAAAACAUGAAGCAGAUCCAGCUGGCGUGCUUGUCCUGCGGACUCAGCAAAGCCCCCAGCAGCGCGGCCGAGGCCAAGAGCAAGCGCAGCCUGGAAGCCAUCGAGGAGAAGGAAGGGGGCGAGGAGAAUGGGAAGCUGCGACCCUGAGCAGCGCCGACGAGGGCACCAUCCUUUGUGUCAAAGACUCUGUUUUUCCUUCUGGUUUUCUUUCCUGAAGCUUUUUAGACUUUCACAAAAAGAUGCCGUCUUUGGGAUGUUGGACGUAAACAGGUAUUUUCACAAUGUCAGUAUUUUAAUGUAGUUAAUUUAUCUAAGUUAAACUGCUUAGUAGUAGUGUUUUAAAUUCUGAGAUGUGUGAACACACCCAUGUAUGGAUGUGGGUAGGUGUGUGUGUGUGUGUGUGUGUGUGUGUGUGUGUGUGUGUGUCUUUCAGGGAGAGAGACAGAAAUACAGAGGGAGGUUGAGAUCCUGUUAAAAUCCAUGCUGUAUUGCAUUAUUCAUUUAGUAAGUUAUUAAUGUAUCAUUUUAGGAAAAAUUUGUUAACCUAAAAUUCUAAAGAGCACUCACUAGGACCUGUUGCUGCAUUUAACUUUACUUCUCGGCCUUUGUCAUUUAAUUCAGAAAUGUUGACAUUUCUUAUUAUUAAAGGAAGCUAAAUUUGCCAAUUCAUAGAUAUUUUGAUAGAUUACACAUAGAUUAGCAAAAUUCCUAACAAUCACAGUAGAAAUAAAAAUGAACGAAAGAUAAACAAAUGAUCAAAAUUUCUGAAAAGAUCAGAAAAGUCAUUUCUUCAGUUAGUGAACUCUAAAAUAUUUAUUAAAUAAAAUCAAUUUUUAGAAAGCUUUAUGUAGUUGUGUACUUAACAGAUAUAACUUCUGUGGAAAAGCUGAUCAUUAGUGAAUUUAUACCCAGCUAUGUGGUACUCAGAAGCACAGUAAGAGUUCUUUUGUAAUUAGAAUUUUAAUAAUAUUUAGUUACAAAAUUUGAAGUUUGAGAUUUGUAGGAAGGAAGGUCUCAUUCUUCCAAACUGGGAGCCUAGCAUUCAUUUUCUAUAGCAGACACGGGAAGCUGGAGGGUCUGGGGGGUCUUGGCUUUGAUAGCAUUUAAUUUAGAGUGCUAAAUUGAAACUUAAUGAUAUUGUUCAAGCAAUAUGUCAUCACGUUGAGCUGGUAUAAAUUCUGUGGGUCAGAUAACAUCUUCCUAUUGGUUUAAGAACUAAUUGAUUACAGAAUGUUAAUGACAUGAUUUUAACACAUGCAGGAAAACACAAAAAGAAGCAAAUGACUAAUUAGGGUACAUUUAUAAUUGCAUCUAGAUCAUUUUUGCCCUAAUAUUUUCAUAAUGUACUUGAGUGUAAUAUGUUUGUUACCUCCAACAGAACUAAAUGUUCUAUGGUUAUGAAAAUAUAUUUAUUUAAAACAUUGCUUUUAUUUUGAAAAGCUUCUUAAUUAAUUUGAUUAACAAAUAUGCUAAUUUGGGGGAACCUAGGAAAAAUAAUUGUUGAAAUUUUGCAAAUAUAAACAUUUUCUUUAGCUACCGUGUUAUUUCUGACUUCUUAACACUAUUAUGUUCAUGUUGCACAUUAUUGAAAGAGUAAAGAUCUGAAACAACA
Molecule: messenger RNA, 4544 nt
Organism: Myotis brandtii (Brandt's bat)
Lineage: Eukaryota; Metazoa; Chordata; Mammalia; Chiroptera; Vespertilionidae
Gene: PLCL1
Product: phospholipase C-like 1
Exons: 6
Coding region: 23-3079 (1018 amino acids)
Biological process (GO): intracellular signal transduction; lipid metabolic process
Molecular function (GO): phosphatidylinositol-4,5-bisphosphate phospholipase C activity
Source: RefSeq, a predicted model, not a curated record